GCAAAGAAUGGAUUGGGGUGGUGACGUCAUAGUGACGUUGUUGAUGCCGCGCAGCCCCGCCUUUCUCCGGGCUCCCCCGGUACGGACACAAACGCACCGCCGCUGCUGCGCUCUGCUUUUUGUUUUGUUUUUUUCAGUUGUAUUUUUUUCCAAUGUUGUGUUGUUUUGGUGGACGUGGAAUUGGUUUUAACAUGAAACAGAUGGAAAUCCCGAUUUUAUUUUGCUUCUUUAUUUGGGUCACUGUGUUGCCGGCCUGCUGGUGCGCCCACAGCAAAUACGCCCAGAAGCUCCUCAGCGAUCUGUUCGCCAACUACACCAGCGCUCUGAGGCCGGUGGAGGACACGGGCGACAUACUGAACGUCACCCUACAGGUCACGCUAUCGCAAGUCAUCGACAUGGACGAGCGAAACCAAAUUCUGACUGCUUACUUGUGGAUAAGGCAAGUGUGGCUGGAUGCACAUCUUAAAUGGAGUCAAGACGACUAUGAUGGCCUCGAUACCAUCCGCAUACCUAGCAGUUAUGUAUGGAGACCUGAUAUAGUCCUAUAUAACAACGCUGACAACCACUUCACCGGCCCCAUGGACACCAACGUGGUUAUCCGUCACGACGGCCAGAUCAUGUGGGACUCGCCAGCCAUCACCAAGAGCUCGUGCAAGGUGGACGUGUCCUUCUUUCCCUUCGACUCUCAGCAGUGCAGGUUUACCUACGGCUCGUGGACCUACAACGGCAAUCACCUGGACAUCCUCAAUGCCAUGGACAGCGCAGACUUGGCCGACCUGGUAGACAACGUGGAGUGGGAGGUUUUGGGGAUGCCGGCCAAGAGGAACGUGAUUCAGUACGGCUGCUGUGCUGACCCGUACCCAGAUAUCACCUACACCUUGAAAUUAAAAAGGAGAGCAUCUUUCUAUGUCUUUAACCUAUUGAUACCUUGUGUGAUGAUCUCCUUCCUGGCUCCUCUGGGCUUCUACCUGCCUGCCGACUCUGGAGAGAAGGUGUCUUUGGGUGUCACCGUGAUGCUGGCGCUGACCGUCUUUCAGCUGUUGGUUGCGGAGAUAAUGCCACCCUCGGAGAACGUACCACUCAUUGGAAAGUACUACAUCGCAACUAUGACCAUGAUCACAGCCUCCACGGCCUUGACCAUCUUCAUCAUGAACAUCCACCACUGCGGCCCAGAUGCCAAACCAGUCCCCAAGUGGGCCAAGAAGGUCAUCCUGCAGUACAUGGCCAGAAUGUGCUUUGUUUACGAGGUUGGAGAGAACUGCAUGUCUCCUCUGUCGGAGAAACAGGACGCUCCAGUGGUAAACCGCAACAUGAACGGCUUGGUGGGGCCCUGCGGGGAGGACCGUACCUUUGUGACGGAAAUGGGACAAGAGGCGCAUCAGAGAGAAGGUUUAGAUCAACUGAUGACUCCUGAUGGCUCCAUGGGGGUCAACCCCACCAAUCACUUCAACUACUGGAAGAACGGCGUCUUUGUGAGCGCUGAUUGUGAGGGGUCGGGCAGCGGGAGGAGAUGCCGGAAAGGCGGCGUUAGCGACGGCGAGCAUAAAGGCACAGAGGCGUCCUAUGAUGAGAGGAUGCUGCUGCUGCCCAACGUUGAGUACAUAGCCAACUGCUACAGAGAGCAGAGGGCCACCCACAAGAGGACUGGAGAGUGGAAGAAGGUGGCCAAAGUCUUAGACCGCUUCUUCAUGUGGUUGUUCUUUAUCAUGGUCUUUUUAAUGAGUUUUCUCAUAAUGGGGAAAGCCAUCUAAACCCAAAUUAUUCAAAUAGGAGUCAAGCUGGAGAAUAAUCCUUAUCUACUGUAUACUGUAUGUUUGAAUAGACGGACUGUACAGAUGCCGCCUAUGCGUGGUCAGCACCACGCUGCAUUACCUAACUCUACAUGUGCUUUAAAAUGUCAGCUGCAUUAAUCUUUCUAGGAUGUCCCCAUAAAACGUUUUAACUUACGAUAUGACACCAAUAUUAAAGCCUUGAAUAUUUGCCGAUGCCAAUAUUGAUCCGAUACAUCAAUAUCAUGAAUGAGACAUUUUUAUUUUUAUUUUGUGGAAUGUUACAGAAGGUUUGAUCAAGUGAAAUUAUAAAACAAUGGUAGGUAAGAAAACCACUAACCCAAGGGUGUCCAAACAACGGCCCGUGGGCCAAGUGCAGCCCACCAGCGCCUUCAAUUUGGCCCGCGUGACAUCAUGAGUUAAGUUUAGAAUUUGGCCCGUAGGGAAAUCUCAAUUCAUUUUAAAAGUUUGACAUUUUCAUUGCAACUCUGCCAAUAAUGACUAUUUCAGGUCAAUGAUCUUUAAUUAUGCUCUGGGAAGAUCCACAUGCAGCAUUUAUUUAUAGGACCUAAUGCAAACAGCCAUCCCUAGUCAUGGUGCAAAAGUGCAACAACAAAAAAAUCCACUCAACACAAAAUGUCAACAGACAUGGUCACACAUAACACAAUAUAAAGACCGUCCAUGCACCAUAAAAAAAAAUCUAAAUUUUAGCUGCUUGAUAUUUCUGAUUGAUUACAAAACUUCAAGGAGGUUGUCACGGAAGUAAACAAUGUAGGAGUCAAAUUUUUUACAUACUCUUAAUCUCCAAUUAUAUUAAUUACUAAUUAUACAUCCAUUAUAUUAAUAUACAAUGUACGUACAUAUGUG
Molecule: messenger RNA, 2636 nt
Organism: Entelurus aequoreus (snake pipefish)
Lineage: Eukaryota; Metazoa; Chordata; Actinopteri; Syngnathiformes; Syngnathidae
Product: neuronal acetylcholine receptor subunit alpha-9-like
Exons: 5
Coding region: 153-1751 (532 amino acids)
Biological process (GO): chemical synaptic transmission; regulation of membrane potential; nervous system process
Cellular component (GO): synapse; neuron projection; postsynaptic membrane
Molecular function (GO): transmembrane signaling receptor activity; acetylcholine-gated monoatomic cation-selective channel activity
Source: RefSeq, a predicted model, not a curated record